AUGCGAAGCCUUUUGAUCCUUUGUGCUGUACUGUAUGCAAGCUAUGGGCUGAAGUGUUAUAAAGAUGCGAGCAAAGGUGAAGGACACACAGAGACGAAAAAAGAGGUCGAAUGCGUUUGCGGGGACUAUUGUGUGAAGUAUUUUGCCGAGGGAAAAGGUAAAGAGAUUGCGAAAGAUAAGCAAAUCAAACACGAGAAUGGACAAGGAAUCAAUGAUGAAGAAGCAGAAGAAGGGAAAGAGAAAGAGAAAGAGAAAACAGUUGUGGAGAAGACAAAGACAGAAAAGACAACAACAGCUCGAGCAGCUAGCUGGGAUUGUGGAUGCUCUCGAACAGGCGGUUUCCAAUCAGAUAUGUGCAAGGAAGAAGGUCGUGGUGUAUUCGCUUCACUUUUAAGAAAAACACGCAUUCACAAAAUGAGUCAAAUCUCGGCACUCACAUUUCUCUUUUUAUUCUUUUUCUCGACAACAACAUCGUUGAAGUGUUACGAAGAUGAGAGCACGACAAAGCAUCAUUCAGAUAAGAAAAAGGAGGUCGAGUGCGCUUGCGGAGAUUAUUGUGUGAAAUUCUAUAUCGAGGCAAUGGGAAAAGAGGGUUCACAAUGGGGAUGCGGAUGUUAUAAUGAGGUCGAAGGACAAAUCAAUAUGUGUCAGCAAAAAGGUCGCGAUGUUUGGGGCACCGAUCCAGAGAUCGAGAUGAGAUCCACAAUUGCUUUCUGCUUUGUUUUGUUGCUCGUUUCGGUGGAGGCGCGAAAAUGUUGGAGCGAUGUUAGUAGCGAUGGGAAACACACGAAAAAGAAGAAAGCUGUAACGUGCGACUGUGGAGAUUAUUGUAUGAAAGUUGGAACAGACCUUGGGGGCUAUGGCUGGGGCUGCUCGUGUUCAGCUGGAGGCAUUGACCUUUGUCCGAAUGACCAGAACGCCGUGCCGAACCUUUGGUGCUGCAAGAAAGACAAAUGCAAUAGCUCGAGUCUCGCCUCUUUCUCUUUCACCAUUCUCUUCGUGAUCUCAGCUUUCCUCUUAAAGUAU
This is a messenger RNA of Mesorhabditis belari, 1026 nucleotides long. The record is from the annotation of a GenBank genome assembly. NCBI's taxonomy places the organism in Eukaryota, Metazoa, Nematoda, Chromadorea, Rhabditida, Rhabditidae.